Molecule: messenger RNA, 1410 nt
Organism: Capronia epimyces CBS 606.96
Lineage: Eukaryota; Fungi; Ascomycota; Eurotiomycetes; Chaetothyriales; Herpotrichiellaceae
Product: hydroxymethylglutaryl-CoA synthase
Exons: 4
Coding region: 1-1410 (469 amino acids)
Biological process (GO): acetyl-CoA metabolic process; ergosterol biosynthetic process
Molecular function (GO): hydroxymethylglutaryl-CoA synthase activity
Source: RefSeq, a predicted model, not a curated record
AUGGCUGCACGACCUCAGAACAUUGGCAUUAAAGCCAUCGAAAUUUACAUCCCCAAUCAGUGCGUUGAUCAAGCUGAACUGGAGAAAUUCGAUGGCGUCUCAACUGGAAAAUACACAAUUGGCCUCGGCCAGACCAAAAUGGCCUUCUGUGACGACCGAGAAGCAGACAUCUACUCGAUUGCCCUCACCACCCUCGCGAGACUCAUCUCUGCGUACUCCAUCGAUCUGAAAACCAUCGGCAGAUUAGAAGUGGGCACUGAGACCAUGCUCGACAAGAGCAAGAGUGUGAAAUCAGUCUUGAUGCAGUUAUUUGAAGAGUCGGGCAACUUCAACGUUGAGGGCGUGGACUCUUACAAUGCUUGCUAUGGUGGCACAAAUGCAGUUUUCAACAGCUUGAACUGGAUUGAGUCGUCAGCUUGGGACGGACGGGAUGCCAUUGUGGUUGCGGGCGACAUUGCUCUCUACAAGAAAGGCAAUGCUCGUCCUACUGGCGGUGCUGGCUGCGUAGCUAUGUUGAUUGGGCCUGACGCACCUGUUGCCUUCGAAGCAGGACUCCGAGGAUCGUACAUUACUCACGCCUACGACUUCUACAAGCCUGACCUGACCAGCGAGUAUCCUUACGUUGAUGGACACUUCUCGCUGAGAUGUUACACCGAAGCUAUCGAUGCGUGCUACAAAGCAUACAAUGCUCGAGAGAACACACUGAAAGCCCUGGCGAACGGCGCGGCAACCAAUGGCCACGCGAACGGAAACGGAGUGGCCAGGGGAGAAGACGAGGAAGCUCCUCUGGACAGAUUCGACUACAUGGCCUUCCACGCACCAACUUGCAAACUCGUCUCUAAGUCAUACGCUCGUCUGUUGUACAACGACUUCCUCCAAGACCCCAGUCACCCUCAGUUCAAAGAGGUUGCGCCAGAACUCCGAGAUAUCGACUAUCAGGCCUCUCUGACCGACAAGAACAUCGAAAAAACCUUCAUGGCGCUGACUAAAAAGCGUCUCGCUGAACGAGUCCACCCUUCCAUUCAGGUCGCCACCUUGUGCGGAAACAUGUACUGUGGCAGCGUCUACGGAGGCCUCGUCGGGCUCCUCGCCAGCAUACCUCCAAAAACAUUGCACGGCAAGCGGAUCGGUGUCUUCAGCUACGGUAGCGGUUUGGCCAGCUCCAUGUUCAGCUUGAAGGUUGUGGGUGACACUACGGAAAUGCUCGAGAAGCUCAAUCUACAGAAAAGACUGGACGAUCGCCGGGUCGUUUCCCCGGAGGUGUAUGACGAGAUGUGCUUGCUGCGAGAGAAGGCUCAUCUCAAGAAAGACUUCAAACCGGUGGGCAACGUGGAGAACCUGGUUCCGGGAACAUACUACCUGACCGAGGUUGAUGACAUGUUCCGCAGAAAGUAUGAGAUUAAGGCGUAA